UAUGAGACAGAUAGAUUGAGAAAAGCAAAAGUGUAAGAGCAUUCAAGGCAAAGUUGCAACCGCACUGACAUUACCUUUAAUCACCACAAAUCAUCACUCUCUCCUUCUCUUCUAUAUUUCGUUUUCAUUCUUCCAAACACGAUGAACAUCUCCCUCUCCCACUCCCACAUUCCUCCGCCGUUUUCCCGAUAUCUCUAACCCAAAAAAAUACAAUCUUGCCGCGAAUGCUUUUUUGAAUUGAAUAAAUUCAACUGAGAAAUGCUGUUGCCGGAGAUAAAGUUAGUAGCUUUUUUGUUUUUGUUUCAAUCUUGGUUGGUUUCGGCUCAAUCUCUCUCCCCCACGUCUUUCAACGACGACGUUUUGGGCCUCAUCGUCUUCAAAGCGGGCCUCGCCGACCCGCAAUCGCGCCUCGUUUCGUGGAGCGAGGAAGACAACGUGGCCUGCAAAUGGGCCGGGGUGAAAUGCGACCCGAAUACCAACCGGGUCACCGAGCUAAUCCUCGACGGAUUCUCCCUCUCCGGCCACAUUGGGAGAGGCUUGCUCCGGCUGCAGUCGCUCACGCACUUGCAGCUGUCAAGAAACAAUUUUUCAGGGACGAUUCCUCCAAUUCUCGCCCAAAUUCCAUCUCUAGAGGUUCUUGAUUUGAGUUACAACACUCUCUCAGGAUCAAUUCCUGAUGAGCUUUUCCAGCAAUGUGGGCGAUUGAAGUCGAUUUCGCUAGCUAAGAACAGUUUAUCUGGCCCACUGCCGCAGUCCUUGACCUCUUGCUUGAAUCUGCAGAGGCUCAAUUUGUCUUCCAAUCGCCUCUCAGGUCAGUUGCUACCUGGGCUAUGGUCUUUGACUUCGCUAAGGUUUCUUGAUUUGUCUGAUAAUUUGUUGGAGGGGGAGAUUCCGGGAGGGAUUGAGAGUGUGGCUGAUUUGAAAGUGAUUAGUUUGAGAAACAACCUUCUUGUUGGUUGGCUGCCUCAGAGUCUUGGCAAGUGUUUGAAUCUUAAGAGUGUUGAUUUUGGUGGUAACUAUUUUAGGGGCAGUCUUCCUGUUUCAAUGAGGGAACUUGGUUUGUGCAGGUAUCUUGAUGUGAGUAUGAAUUCAUUGACAGGGGAGUUUCCUGAUUGGAUUGGAGAGAUGGGAAGGUUGGAAUUCUUGGACAUUUCUGGUAAUAAGUUUUCUGGUAGGGUACCUAGUUCUUUAGGCAAUCUGCAAUCGUUAAAGCAAGUUAAUAUGUCAAGAAAUAGGUUUAGUGGGAGCUUGCCUGAGUCAUUUGGGGGAUGUGUGAGCCUUAAAGUUGUUGAUGUUGGGCACAAUUCUUUCUCUGGCAAUCUUCCUUCAUGGCUUUUUGUGUUGGCUUUGGAGAGUGCUUCUUUUAAUGGUAAUAGAUACAGUGGGAGCAUCACUUUUCCCGCUUCUUGGUCGCAGUCGUUUGAAAGCCUUGAAGCGUUAGAUUUGUCGUCCAAUGCGUUAACCGGUGGGAUUCCAGCAGCUAUUGGGAAUUUCAGUAGGCUGCAGUCCUUGAAUGCGUCGCGCAACUCUUUAGCUGGUUUGAUCCCAGCAAGUAUCGGGGAGCUUAACAUGACUCGUGUUCUUGAUAUGAGUCACAAUCAGCUUUCUGGGAGCAUCCCGCCUGAGGUUGGGCGCGCUGUUUCACUGCAGCAGUUGAGAUUGGACAGCAAUAUGUUAAAUGGAGCCCUUCCGAAAGAGAUUGGGAAUUGCUCAUCUCUAACUUCAUUGGUCUUGUCGCAGAAUAAUCUCACCGGUCCUCUGCCUGGUUCGGUCACAAACCUAUCAAACCUCGAGGUGUUGGAUUUGUCAUUCAACAAUUUAUCAGGAAGCCUGCCGAAAGAAUUGACAAAUCUUUCUCAUCUUGUCUCGUUUAAUGUCUCCUUCAAUCACCUUGAGGGGGAACUCCCAGUUGGAGGCUUCUUCAACACCAUUCCCUCGUCAUCUGUUAUUGGAAAUCCAUCUUUAUGUGGCUCCAUAGUCAAGCAAUCGUGCCCGGCUGUCCAUCCCAAGCCUCUGGUCCUCAACCCCAACUCAUCCGUCUCAAAUCACGGCCCUCUUCCACCAAAUCUUCGCCACAAGCGAAUUGUGCUCAGCAUAUCUUCCCUUGUGGCCAUUGGUGCAGCUGUCUUUAUUGCUCUUGGUGUGGUUACAGUCUCUAUUCUCAAUAUGCACGCGCGCACCUCCAUGGCACGGUCUGCUGCUGCACUCACAUUCUCUGGGGGCGAGGAUUUAAGCCCUUCCCACGACACUGAAGCCAACUACGGGAAGCUUGUCAUGUUCUCUGGAGAAGCUGAGUUUGCUACCGGGGCUCAAUCUCUGCUCAAUAAGAAGUGUGAGAUCGGCCGCGGGGGUUUUGGGGCCGUCUAUAAGACAGAGCUUCGAGCGGGACGCUCCAUUGCCAUCAAGAAGCUUAACACCACGAGUUUAGUGAAAUGUCAAGAAGAUUUUGAGAGGGAGGUUAAAACACUAGGAAAAAUCAGACAUCCGAAUCUGGUGACACUUGAAGGGUAUUACUGGACACCUUCAUUGCAGCUGCUGAUUAACGAGUAUGUCUCGGGUGGCAGUUUGCACAAACAUCUCCACGACAGAGGGGACGAUAGCUGCCUCGUGUGGCAGCAAAGAUUCAACAUAAUCCUUGGUAUUGCUAAAGGGCUGGCUCAUCUGCACCGGAUGGAUGUCAUUCACUAUAACAUGAAGUCGAGCAAUGUUCUGAUAGAUACUUCUGGUGAUCCGAAGGUGGGGGAUUUCGCCCUGGCCCGGCUGCUCCCAGCAUUGGACCGCUAUAUCCUGAGCAGCAAGAUUCAGAGUGCACUCGGGUACAUGGCCCCAGAGUUUGCGUGUCAAAGUGUCAAGAUCACUGAGAAAUGUGAUGUCUACGGAUUUGGCGUCUUGACUCUGGAAGUGCUGACUGGGAAAAGACCGGUGGAGUACAUGGAAGACGAUGUGGUGGUACUGAGUGACAUGGUGAGGGAAGCGUUAGACGAAGGCAGGAUAGAGGAAUGUAUUGACACGAGGCUGAAAGGUAGCUAUCCGGUGGAGGAGGCGAUUCCGGUAAUAAAGCUCGGUUUGAUUUGUGCCUCGCAAGUGCCAUCAAAUCGCCCCGACAUGGAAGAGGUCAUAAGGAUUUUGGAACUCAUCCUAUCUUCUUCAGAGAAGGAAGAAAUGGAAUCAUAAUCUGCAAGAGGAAGAUUUAAGUUAAAAUUUGUUGGUAUCAGGUGAAGAGGAAUCCAGUUUGUGUUCAAUAUACAAAGAAAGUAGGCUUGCUAUGAAAUCUAUCAUAAGUUUUGAAAUCUCCUUUGCUUUAUUCUUUACAUUACUGGAUUUUUGUUCAUGUGAUCUCUCUAGUAAUAGUAAUACUAUACUUGUGAUU
This is a messenger RNA of Salvia hispanica, 3370 nucleotides long. RefSeq names its product leucine-rich repeat receptor-like protein kinase PXC2. Gene Ontology annotation, biological process: protein phosphorylation. NCBI's taxonomy places the organism in Eukaryota, Viridiplantae, Streptophyta, Magnoliopsida, Lamiales, Lamiaceae. Gene Ontology annotation, molecular function: ATP binding; receptor serine/threonine kinase binding; protein kinase activity. The record is from RefSeq and is a predicted model, not a curated record.